CUUCUUAUUAUCCAUCUCGGCCUUCGAUUUCCUCGAUGAAAAAAUCCUUUAUUUCACUCCACACCACAGACGACAGACUGUUCCUAUACAUUCUAGUUUUCUAGCAAACUAUAUCUCUCUAUUAAAGCUCCAUUAUUACAUUUACUGCCAUUUACUGCUGCUACUCAUUAUGUUUAACACAAGCUUCAUUCGAUAAGGCAGCAAAACAGUAAAUACUUGAAUAACACAGAAUUGUGCAUCAAGUUUUACAUCUUUUUUUUUCUUCUUCCAUUUUGACAUAAAUUUCGGGAGGGAGGGAGGGAGGGAAGGGGGAAGGCAGAGAACAAGAAAGGGGAGGGGACCAGCGAACAAUAGAGGGAGGGUGGUAGUUUUUAGAAUUGGCUAUAUAAUGCCAAUUAUUUAGGGCUAUCUUUGCCAAAACCUAAUAUAAGGCUAAAAAAUUGUCAAUUCCCCUUCUGUGUUGUCAUCGGGUGUCAUUUUUUCUUAAUUUAUUGGACUAAUGAAACCUUUCCCUAACCUUUUAUUGGGCUCGGUAAAUGGCCCAAUAAACCACUUACCCAAAGCUAGCCCAGCUUAUUUAAGCACCUCAUACAUAACCAGAACAACAGUUCCCGCUGAGUUUGAACUCUUCUUCUUCUUCGCUUUAUCAUUUUCAUCUGCUGCUAAAGAAGAAAAAGAAAACCCAGAGACGACUCUUCUCUUAUGAAGAUGUUCAAAGCCAUAGCUCUUUUUGGGUUCAAGAAAUCGUCAAAACCAUUCAAAGAUUAUUACAGUAAAUGGUUCAAGACGCUCAAGAACGUUCACCUCCCUCAGCUCCGUCACGCCAUGUCAUCAUCCUCCACGGCGGGGCCCAUUCUCUUAGCUUCCCACGUUGAGGUCAUGCACCGUCACUUCCUUAAUUACUAUGAAGCCCUCGACCUCGCCGCCGCAAACGACGUCGCUCAGGUCCUUUUUCCCGACUGGCGUAACCCUUUAGAGAAACCCUUCCUCUGGCUCGGUGACCUUCACCCUUAUCUCUUCAUAAAUCUCCUCCGUUCAUUUCUUAAUGACUCCGAAUCCGAAUCCGAGCCCGAAUUCGACCCGGAAAUAUUCGACAAGCAACAAAAUUGGCACGUGGUAAUGGCAUGGAAGAGCCCUAGUAAGAAAUUAACGACACGUGUCGAUCAGAUUGAGUGUGGUUUAAGGCUAAUGGUACCUGCAUUGGUGGCGCGUGCACGAGACGCGCAGGCGGCGUUUGUGGAGAAAGUGGCGGUUGAAUGGGGGAGGUUUGAAGGGAAAAAAGAGGAGAUGAAAGGGGUUGUGGCGGAAGCUGCGGCGGCGGAGAUGGAGGAGUUAGUGGGUGUUUUUGUGGACGCGAAUAGGCUGCGGAGGAGCGUGCUUUCCGAUAUACUGAGCGUGACGGACGUGUAUCAGGCGGCGGUUUUUCUUGAAGGGCUAGCUCAAUUCCUUGUUGGGUUACGGAAUCGUGAAUUAGUCCGUCAAUUUGAGAAGUGUUGUUUGGAAUUAUAGUUCCAUUUCUGGGGAUUGCUGAAGUCAGUGCAUAGAUAUUACAUUACCUCUUUGGUUAAUUAGUUAUUUUGUGCACUGCUCUAACUUAAGCCAAUAAUCAUGAUUAAUUUCUACUAAUAGUAGUUAAGUAAAUUUAGAGCACUAAAGAUUCUGGUUGUGUAUGUGGGAAGAUAAGACUGCAAUAUUCAUUUGAUUUUGUUUCAUGUUGCUUGUAAUUUGUUGUUAUUUUUUCCUUUUGUUAUUCAAAGUUACAUUGUUGAACUGAA
Nicotiana attenuata is the source of this 1775-nucleotide messenger RNA. RefSeq names its product protein INAPERTURATE POLLEN1. Gene Ontology annotation, molecular function: sequence-specific DNA binding. The coding region runs from base 703 to 1509 and encodes 268 amino acids. Gene Ontology annotation, biological process: DNA-templated transcription. The record is from RefSeq and is a predicted model, not a curated record. Lineage: Eukaryota; Viridiplantae; Streptophyta; Magnoliopsida; Solanales; Solanaceae. The transcript has 2 exons.